GUCUCGACGAUCAGUCUGAAACGCAAGCAGCACGCGACAACACGAGCAAUUGUAUUCCGAAACAAUGUCAUUCCAAUUGAAGUUGAAUUUAAUAUGCCUGCUCUGUCUGCUGAUCCAAGUGCAGGCACAAGAUAUUCCUGUAGAAUUUCCUGUUGAUUUUCCCACAACCACUGUUGAGACGGUAACAGAGUUAGCGGAGACAACAACCACAACUGCAGCUGCUACAGAGCCUGCCCCAACAACCACAACAACAACAGAAACAACCACAACUGAUGCAACAACAGCUGCAACCACUCUUCCCACAAACAACAUGCCAGCUUAUCCGACUUAUGCGCCGCCAACAUACGUUCCACAUUAUCCCAUCCGCCCAACAAGUGCUCCACAAUUUCCCUGGCUCUGGAACCCGAAUGACAGUGACUCUGAGAUGAACUGUUAUCUGAAAGAGCAAGUUGAAAAUAAAUAUGUUAGCUGGACCUGUGGUUUCAACAGCUGGAGGCCAACGAAAAGCUGUUAUCGCUGCUGCUAUUAUAGCUACAGCAGCUAUGCUGGCUGCACUAAACUGCACGAGGGACGCUGCAAUAAUGGAAACUGGGCAAUUUAAAAUAAUGGGUAUUUGCUAAUGAGCUGGUACGCUUAUACCUGAAG
Molecule: messenger RNA, 645 nt
Organism: Drosophila hydei
Lineage: Eukaryota; Metazoa; Arthropoda; Insecta; Diptera; Drosophilidae
Product: mucin-2
Exons: 2
Coding region: 65-601 (178 amino acids)
Source: RefSeq, a predicted model, not a curated record